UUGUGUGGUGAUGCCUGUGAAGACUUAUAUUAUUUAGUUAAAAUAAAAUUUUCGCUAUGAUUUUAUUAUUAAUUUAAUGCUAUUUUACGACGGUCCUUGUAAAAUUUGCAUACAACGGUUAGAAAACAGGAUUCGUCCAUAAUAUCAGCAACAAACUUGAUAUCAACAACAAAAGUUUCUACUUUCCUUAUUAUUACUAGAACACUGUCUUUAAUUUGACUUUUAAUAAUGUCAGAUGACGAGGUGAUACGUUUCGAGAUCACUGAUUAUGAUUUAGACAACGAAUUUAAUCCAAACAGGAGAGGAAGGGCCAAGAAGGAACAGCAAAUUUAUGGUGUAUGGGCUAAAGACAGUGAUGAAGAUGACAAUGAAGACAAUGUGCGGCAGAGAAGCCGUAAGCAGAAAGACUAUGCUGCUCCCAUCGGGUUUGUGGCGGGAGGUGUGCAGCAGGCGGGGAAAAAGAAGGAGGCUAAACAAGAGAUAGAACCAGCAGAAAAAUCAUCCAAGCCAACCAUAGUAGACAGCUCCGAUGAGGAGUCCACAGUGGCCCAACCGGAUGAGUCGGAGACAGCAGGCAUACGAAGACAGGGUCAGGGCAUGCGCAGUGCUAAUCUCGGCGGCAGUAUGGGCACUUGGGAAAAACACACUAAGGGUAUAGGAGCUAAGCUGCUCUUACAGAUGGGUUACCAACCCGGGCGCGGUCUGGGCAAAGACCUACAGGGCAUAUCGGCGCCCGUCGAAGCCACAGUGAGAAAAGGGCGAGGUGCUAUUGGCGCCUAUGGUCCCGAGAAAGCAGCUCAAAAAGCAAAGAGAGAAGAAGAACGCCGUCUGAAAGAGAAGGAAGAUGAGAAGGCCCCAGAGAAGUCAUACCACUGGAAGAAGUCCCACAAGGGCCGGUACUUCUACCGAGACUCCAACGACGUCAUACAGGAAGGAAAGCCCACCGUGCACACUAUCAGCAGUAGCGAGCUGUCUCGAGUACCAGUAAUCGACAUGACGGGCAAAGAGAAGCGAGUGCUAAGCGGGUACCACGCGCUCCGAGCGGUGGCGCCGCGCUUCGAGCACGAGCCGCGACGAAAGUGCACCAAUUUCUCCGCCCCACAGCUGGUGCAUAACCUGGAGGUGAUGGUGGAGUGUUGUGAGCAGGAUAUAAUCCAAAACGCUCGCGAGCUCCAACAGGCGGAAGACGAGAUCGUGGUUCUUGAGCGAGACCUGAAAGAGUGCGACGACAAACUUAAAGAGCAGGAUGAGAUUAUCGAUAAAGUGCGAGAUAUUAGGGAGCGAGUAGCAAAGCUUAGCGAGCCGGACCUCUCGCUUGAGAGGGCGUAUGAGGUCGUCUCGGAUCUGAAGGAAUCUUACCCGCUCGAAUACGACAUGUUCGGCAUCGGCGCCAUCGCGGGCAACAUCGUCAGCCCCUUAUUCAGCGCCCUCAUGGCUCAGUGGGACCCUCUCAAGGCGCCCGCUGAACCUGUCCCAGUGUUCCUCAAAUGGCGUCAGUUGCUAAGCGAAGAGGCUUAUAACAGUUUGCUCUGGCAACAUUAUGCUCCUGCACUUAAGACUGCUGCCGCAGUAUGGAACCCCCGCAUCCCCGAGUCUAUGCUGGCUUCCCUAACGGAGUGGUCCCAGGCCUGCCCUCCUUGGCUGUCAGCGUCUGUAGCCGCCAACGUUGUGGCCCCACGGUUACUGGAGGCCGUGCGAGGCUGGGACCCCACGCACGACACGCAGCCGCUGCAUCAUUGGGUGUUGCCGUGGCAUCCUCUCGCUGGGUCCGCGUUAUCGACCGCGGUGUACCCGCUGAUCCGGUCGCGGCUGGCGGCGGCGCUGGCGGCGUGGCACCCGGCGGACGGGUCGGCGCGGCCGCUGCUGGCGGCGUGGCGCGGCGCGUGGGGCGCGGCGCUCACGGCCAUGCUGCACCACCACGUCGUGCCCAAGCUGGAGCACUGCCUCCAACAUGCGCCCGUGCACCUCGUCGGGCAGGAGAACACGGCGUGGCUGUGGUGCGUGGACUGGCUGGAGCUGCUGGGCGCGCCCACGCUGGGCGCGGUGGCGGCGCGCGCGCUGCUGCCGCGCUGGCUGGGCGCGCUGGCCGCCUGGCUCAACACCGCGCCCAAGCACGCGCAGGUGCUGCACAGCUACACGCAGUUCAAGAAAAUUUUCCCCGAGGAGGUUCUAAAAGAGCCGGGCGUCCGCGAAGCCUUCCGCAAGGCCCUCGACAUGAUGAACCGCAGCGCCGACAUCGACUCCGUGGAGCCGCCCCCUCCGCCCCGCUUCACUUUCACUGCCGAGAAGGAAUCCAGCAAGAUCGCGGAUGUACUGGCUUCUACUACCCAGCAGAAGAGCUUCUCGGAGCUGCUCGAGUCGAGGUGUAUAGAGAGAGGUAUAACAUUCGUGCCGCUAGCGGGCAAGACGCGGGAAGGCCGUCCGCUGUACAAGAUCGGCAACGACAGCAUGCAGUGCUACGUCAUACGGAACGUGAUCAUGUACUCCAAGGACAGCGGCCGCUCCUUCGAGCCCGUCGGCCUGGACAGGCUGCUGGGUAUGGCUGAGGAAUAGUGUACCAUCGUCCGCCCGAACUGUUCACUGGCGAGUUGUAGGCGGGAAGGGCGUCCGCUGUACAAGAUCGGCAACGGCAGCAUGCAGUGCUACGUCAUACGGAACGUAAUCAUGUACUCUAAGGACAGCGGGCGCAGCUUUGAGCCCGUCGGCCUGGACAGGCUGCUGGGUAUGGCUGAGGAAUAGUGUACCAUCGUCCACCCGAACUGUUCACUGGCGAGUUAUAGGCGGGAAGGGCGUCCGCUGUACAAGAUCGGCAACGACAGCAUGCAGUGCUACGUCAUACGGAACGUAAUCAUGUACUCUAAGGACAGCGGGC
Messenger RNA from Cydia fagiglandana, 2872 nucleotides. RefSeq names its product septin-interacting protein 1 (gene sip1). Gene Ontology annotation, cellular component: U2-type post-mRNA release spliceosomal complex. Bases 229 to 2553 code for a protein of 774 amino acids. Gene Ontology annotation, biological process: spliceosomal complex disassembly. The record is from RefSeq and is a predicted model, not a curated record. The transcript has 14 exons. Gene Ontology annotation, molecular function: nucleic acid binding. Lineage: Eukaryota; Metazoa; Arthropoda; Insecta; Lepidoptera; Tortricidae.